AUGAUUAGAUCAACCGUUAUUGGCUCCUCCAGUAGGUGUGUAGCAAGGAUUUCCAAAAGAGUAGGUACGAUCAAAUGUAUCACUAAUACCCCCAUUACCACUAAAAGAUUCAUUUCCGGUAAACCAAAUGAAGUGUUUACAAAACUARCAGACGAUAACGAUCCAAAGAGGGAUGCUUUCUUUAAGUACACUUGGGGUUCCUGGCUGAAGAAUGACAAACAACAGAAGGAGAAAAGAUUUACUAAGUUUUCCAUUGAAGGUUUGAACCGUAUUCUUAAUGAUAUAUAUAUUCAAUCCAGCGAAAUGGCCAAAGUUCCUUCGGAUAAGAUCUUACCGCCAACGUUUAACAAGAAUCUAACCGUCUCUUUGGUUAAUAACGUUAUACCUAAAAACAUAGGAAAGAUCAACCCAAACGAAAAAGUUCAAGUAACCACAAUGUCCAGUAUUCACGAAGGUAAACAUCACAGAAUAUACAAGGUCGACACUAAUUUGAACAAAGCGUUUGUUUUGAGAAUUCCGUAUCCGUUGGAAAAUGAAAACACUCUAGCUUACAGAAUUAGAAGUGAAGUGGCUACCAUGGAUUUCGCUGGUUUGAAGCUGGGCAUCAAAGUGCCCAAGAUUUUUUGCUAUGGUGUCAAUUCCUUAAAUCCUGUAAGACAGCCCUUUGUUCUACAAGAAUUCAUUGAAGGUGAUCUAUUGAUGAAAGACUGGGAUCCAUUAAUGGAAGAUGACUCUCCAAACCAAGGAAAGUUCGAGAACGUUAUCAAACAGGUUUCUGAUUUCCAGUCAAAGUUGAUAUCCUUAAAAUUAAAUGCAUUCGGCUCCAUAUAUUUUGGUAUUGAUCUGAAAAAUACGGACGAUAAUGAAUUUGCAAACGUAUACGAUGGCGAAACUAAUCCGGAUUUACAAAAUAGAUGGAAAAUUGGCCCAUCUGUGGAAAGAUGUCUUUGGAGACUAAAAUCCCAUUUAGACUUUCAGAAGCAAAUCAAACCGUUCUUAGGACCAUGGUCUAACAAGUCGCCAAUGGACAUUAUCAAAAACACCGGUCUAUUGGAAGCUGAGAACGCAAAAAUCAGAUUGGCCCUAAAAGAAGCAGGUAGCUCGCCCGAGGUAGUGGAACCUCAAACUUUAAAAGAACAAGUGACUACUUUUGAAAAUUUGGCUAAGAUUGCGCCCAACUUAUUCAAUGCGAAGACCAAGUCUAUCCCAAACAUACAAGAGUUAUUGUCACCACGUUUAUUCCAUCCUGAUCUAGACCCAAUGAAUAUUAUUAUUACUAAAGAAUCACAAGAAGCUUAUUUAUUAGAUUUUGAAGGUGCGUGCACCAAGCCAUUCAUUUUACAAAACUCACCACAAUUUAUUGCUUAUGAAGGGCCCAAAAUUUAUGACAUAAAAGAAGAUAUAAAGGACUUUGACAAGCUAUCCGAACCAGAGAAGGUGCAAUAUCAAUUCAUGUAUAAACGGACCCGUAACCAACACCAAUGGGAAAAGAAAUUGAAUGAAAACAAUUCUCAGCUGAUUACUGCAGUGGCCCCACCCGUUAAGUUACUAAGGAGUCCAUAUAUUGCAGCUGUUGAGAGGAAAACGGAGGAAGAAUAUUUGCUAGUGGACGAAUCGCUGUUGCAGUUGAAAGAAGUCUGGGACAUAUUUGCCCAAAACGAUUUAGUCAAGCAAAAGAAAUUCCCAUUGGACUACACAAAGGAAGACAUUGAAAAACAUGUUAAGGAUUUGCAAAAAUUACAUGAAAAGCUAAUCUCUACGCCAUUUGCCGCCACUCAAGGCUGGGUUCCUCAAGACAUGUUUGACCAAUUACUAAAAUCUGGUAUUAUCGUUAAACAGGAAAACGGGGAUUAUACUGUGAAACAACCUGAGCCUACUAAGUAA
Saccharomyces eubayanus is the source of this 1884-nucleotide messenger RNA. It is a transcript of the gene AIM9, whose product is annotated as Aim9p. The record is from RefSeq and is a predicted model, not a curated record. Gene Ontology annotation, cellular component: mitochondrion. The transcript has a single exon. NCBI's taxonomy places the organism in Eukaryota, Fungi, Ascomycota, Saccharomycetes, Saccharomycetales, Saccharomycetaceae. Bases 1 to 1884 code for a protein of 627 amino acids.